GAACAAUUUGUUCGUGCCAAUGCGACCGGCCAGCAUUACUUGGCCAUUGCUAAAUAUAAAAGACAGCAAAGAGACUUUCAUGCACAGUUGGUUUUCGCAGUCACCCCACGUGAAUAAAUAACGAGCCACUUUCGUCCCAACUUGGAUAUCCGAGCUCGACAUUACAAAGCGUUCUGGUCAAGAAAUUCGUGUACGAAACAGAGCGACGCGAGUUCGGAGGCCGACUUUGCGUCGCUACGUUUAGAAUCUCUUAGUCGCAUGAAUUCAGACGCCCAAUUGCAGAUGAAAUCGAUAUUUAUCUUGGCCCACGGCACGCAAGUUGCUCGUCUUUAAAAAGGCCCGUUUUCAGCCGCUCCGUCAGCAGUCAUCCGGCAGGAACGGGAGGGAAGAUAAAAUCUUUGACGCACAGGUGACGAUGAGCGUUUCCAGUCAAAGCGAUCCUGUCCCUUCAGUUCAUGUCCUCCACGAAGAAUUGGAAAAUUGCAAGAAAAACAUGGACAUCUUUUUUCUAAUUGUCAUGGGUAGCAUCGUCUUCUUUUUGCAGACGGGAUUCGCGUUCUACGAGUCGGGAUCGGUGAGGAGCAAGAACGUGACCAACGUUCUCUUUCUCAACUAUGUGGACACGAGUAUCGGAUCUUUAUUUUACCUGUUGUGCGGCUACGCGCUGGCGUUCGGUGAAGGAAACGGCUUUUGCGGGACUCGAUACUUCGCUUUGAUGGACUUCCCAAACGACAAAAUGGCCCACUGUUUUUUCCAGUACACUUUCUCUGCCACGGCCGUCGCGGUUGUUAAAAGCGCCCUGCACGAACGCUCUUCCAUGACGGCUCACUUCACCUGCAUCAUCAUGAUUUCAGGCGUGACCUAUCCAAUCGUGAGUCACUGGGCCUGGAGUCCGUUCGGCUGGCUGUGUAACAUGGGUUAUCGGGAUUUUGCGGGCAGCGGAGUCGUCCACGCCACAGGAGGAUCGGCCGCAUUAGCCGCCGCUUUAAUGACCGGACCGAGAACAGGCCGUUUCGAUACGAAAGGCCAUUCAAAUCACAUCCAGCCGCAUUCCAUACCUCAAGUGGCACUGGGCGCUUUCAUUUUCCUAUUUGGCGCUAUCGCGUUCAAUACCGGAUCCAAUUUGACUGUAUCGAACGCCAAGGAUGGCCGAGUCAUUUCAUUGGUUUGCCUCAAUACGUUGAUCUGCGUUGCCGCAGCAACGAGCGCAUCGCUUUUAUACCAGCGCUACUGUACCGCAUCGGGCCGAUCUCUUCGAAACUGGAACUUCAUCAAUAUGUUGAACGGAAGUUUCACUGGAAUGGUUGUUAUCUGCGCCGGAUGCGAUCAAUAUCCACCUUGGGCCGCAUUCGUCGUCGGUUGUCUUGGCUACUUUGCGUUUCUCCUAGUUCUAAAAGCGAUGCAUCGAUUUCAAAUCGAUGACGCGACCAACUGCGUACCUGUUCAGCUGGGCGGAGGCUAUUUCGGCGUGAUUGCGGCCUCUGUUUUCGGUCAAAAUGGAAUCAUCCUGAAUCCGUCAAAGUCCAGCGCUUACGGUUUAUUGGUGAAUACGUUUGGCGGGGCGAUCAUCAUCAUCUUUUCCUUCUCCUCCAUCCUGCUGCUCUACGCCGUUCUGCGCUACUUUAAUCUACACAGAGUGAUAGGGCAAGAAGAGAAAUUAGGUUUGGAUUUGGCCAUCCAUAACCAGGCCGCCUACCACACGGAUGAGAACGAAAUCAAGCGGAUCGUUUCCAUCGAACCUAAAAGUCGCCGUAGUGCAGCCAAAGUUCUGCCGUCGGAAGGGGCCUGUUACAGACUCCGCAGGAUGGCCUCCGAGCCUCAAAUUCAGGUUUGGUAGACCGGAAGAGGCGAUUUCAAAAACUGAAAGUAAAAAGGACCAACACAUUUCUCACAAUAUAAUCCAUUACUUUCCGGGGGAUUCACUGUUAUAAUAUCAAAUAAAAUAGCUGUUUAGCUAUUAAUUAGUGAUCAACUACAAGAACCGCAGUAGCAUAACAUUUGCAUUGAAAAACAAACACAUAAUGUAAAUAAUAACGAAAUUAGUGUGCGUUGAUAUAAACAACAAA
Molecule: messenger RNA, 2066 nt
Organism: Daphnia magna
Lineage: Eukaryota; Metazoa; Arthropoda; Branchiopoda; Diplostraca; Daphniidae
Product: putative ammonium transporter 1
Exons: 10
Coding region: 416-1837 (473 amino acids)
Biological process (GO): ammonium homeostasis; ammonium transmembrane transport
Cellular component (GO): membrane
Molecular function (GO): ammonium channel activity
Source: RefSeq, a predicted model, not a curated record